Messenger RNA from Metarhizium album ARSEF 1941, 2613 nucleotides. Its product is annotated as ISWI chromatin-remodeling complex ATPase ISW2. The transcript has 4 exons. The record is from RefSeq and is a predicted model, not a curated record. Bases 1 to 2613 code for a protein of 870 amino acids. Gene Ontology annotation, cellular component: nucleus. Lineage: Eukaryota; Fungi; Ascomycota; Sordariomycetes; Hypocreales; Clavicipitaceae. Gene Ontology annotation, molecular function: ATP binding; DNA binding; ATP-dependent chromatin remodeler activity.
AUGACAAGCCCUCUGAGUUCGCCACCUCCUGUGGCAUCGCCCAAGCCUGAUUUGUUAUGCGACAUUACUGAGGACAGUCUCAUCAGGGAAGAGCGUGAAGCACGUGAUGAGAACAGAAAGGAAGAGGAGAAAAGAAUAUUGGCGGCUCGGAAACCGAGGAAAAAAAAGGCCGAGACCAAAUCGGAGCGCGAGGCCAAGGCCCGAGAGCUGGAUGAGUUGCUGAUGAAAAGCGCGGCUUUCAGUGAUAUCCUCACCAAGAAGACGCAAGCUCUAGGACGAGUCGGGAGUAGCCUCGACGGAAAGACGCUGGGAGAACAUAAUCUGCAAAUGGCGAAGCAGCCCGAGUGCAUGGUGGGAGGGACUAUGCGGGACUACCAGUUGGAAGGCCUAACUUGGAUGUUUGAGAUUUGCUGUCAGGGCAUGAGCGGGAUUCUUGCCGACGAGAUGGGUUUGGGCAAAACCGUCCAAACCAUUGCUUUGAUCGCACUGCUCCGUGAACAGGAGAAUUACCUCGGGCCUCACCUCGUCGUCGCUCCGUUGAGCACGCUGUCGAACUGGAUGGACGAGUUCCACAAGUGGACUCCAUCAAUCCCCGUCAUCAUGUAUCAUGGGAACCAAGCUCAACGCGCGAAAAUUUUCCAGACCAAUAUGCUCAAGAACCUAAAAGGUGGCAGGCCAACGGCCAAGUUCCCGGUGGUUUGUACCUCGUAUGAAAUGGUUUUGCGAGAUCAGCAUAACCUGUCCCGAAUCCAGUGGGAGUUCAUCAUCAUCGACGAAGGACAUCGGAUGAAGAAUGCAGAAGCCAAGCUUUUCCAGCAAUUACGGCAAUUCUCAUCUGCGACUAGAUUGCUCAUUACUGGUACUCCGCUACAGAACAACUUGAAAGAGCUCUGGUCAUUACUUCAUUUCUUGCUGCCAAACAUCUUUACUGACUGGGAAGCAUUCGAGUCGUGGUUUGACUUUUCCGAUUUGGAGGAUGAGAGAGGCGCCGAAGAAUUCAUUGCCGACCAGAUGAAGCAGGACCUGGUUAAAAAGAUCCAUCUGAUCUUGCAACCCCUUCUGUUGCGCAGAAUCAAGCAGGACGUUGCGGCGUACCUGCCUAGAAAGCGGGAAUAUGUCUUGUUCGCGCCAAUGACGAAGGAACAGACGGAUCUUUACAAUGUCUUCACCAACAAAGAGAUUGAUACAAGGCAGUACCUUGAACAGAAAGUCCUGGACAAGGUCAAUAGCGCAAUGGCAUCGCGCAGUUCAACUCGCGCAUCAUCGCGAUCUAGCAGUCGCGCGGCAGCGGCGGCCAAGAAGAAUGAAAGCACAAACGGAAGCACAGUCUCUCUUGCCGUGCGGCAAAGCCCUCGCGGCAAAAAAAAUGAAACCAAGCCAACGUGCUCGCUUCCAAACGCUUUCAGCUUGAUGAUGGGGAAGCGCGCAACUAGUUCGCCCGUCCAGGGCGAUGCCCAGAAGACCGCCAAAACUCCAGCAAAGCAGGCUGCGAAGAGGAAAAGUCCGCCGACGUCUGUGAGAUCUGAUAGCAAGAGCGCCAGAUCAAGCCGCAACUCAACCCCAGCCAGCACGCGUGGGAGACCGCGGAGGGGGAAGACAUACGAAGAGGCAGACUCGGACGAGGAAGAUGCCCUAUCGGACGAUGCAUUCGAAGCCAAGCUCGCAGGCGAGAUGGACAGAGAUGGUGACGUCGAGGAAGAGCUUGAUGAACUCCAAUCGCCAGAAGAAGUGGAAAGAGCGCAGACAUUAGAACUUGCCAAAAAACAACUGGCGCAGAAGAAACUGGGAAACCCCCUGGCCCAGUUGAGACUGGUGUGCAACAGCCCUCAUAACUUCUACAACCCCUGGGCUACAUGCACCGAUGUCCCCGUCGACGAAUCCAUCAUCACUUCUUCAGGGAAAAUGCUGCUUCUCGAUCGACUCUUGCAGAAGCUAUUCGAGAGGGGACACAAGGUGUUGAUAUUCUCGCAGUUUAAAACCCAGCUGGAUAUCCUGGAGGAUUAUAGCAGGGAGCUCCGAGGCUGGAACGUCUGCCGCAUCGACGGGUCCGUCCCACAGGACAGCCGUCGGCAACAAAUACACGACUUCAACAACGACGCUGACUACAAUCUCUUUCUGUUGUCAACCAGGGCGGGAGGCCAGGGCAUCAACCUGGCAUCAGCCGACACCGUCAUACUGUAUGACAGCGACUUUAACCCUCAGCAAGACCUUCAAGCGCAAGAUCGGUGCCACCGCAUCGGCCAAACUCGACCGGUCAUUGUGUAUCGCCUCGCCACGAAGGAUACAGUUGAAGAGUCCCUCCUCAUGUCAGCAGACGCCAAGCGCCGUCUGGAAAAGCUCGUGAUAAAAAAGGGAGGGUUCAAGAGCAUGGGCCAGAAGAUGGAAAACAAGGAACAGCUUGACGCAGAGACGCUGCGGGCUUUGCUGCUGAAGGAUGGCCAGGUAUAUGAGGCAUCGGGAGGUGAUGAGAUUCUGAGCGAAGAGGACAUUGAAUUGCUGUGUGAUAGAUCGGACGAGGCAUACGAUAGAGCGGCCAGUGGUCUGGGUGAUGCGGACGGGUACCGUGUGGUUGAGACGGGUGCGGAUUCUAUCAAGAUGGCGAGAAAGGAUUAG